Medioppia subpectinata is the source of this 1754-nucleotide messenger RNA. NCBI's taxonomy places the organism in Eukaryota, Metazoa, Arthropoda, Arachnida, Sarcoptiformes, Oppiidae. The record is from the annotation of a GenBank genome assembly.
AGUGGACUCUUAUGUCUUCGUGAGUGUUAUUAUUCUUCUGGAUGUCAUCGAGUGAUAGUCAUUCAUUGACUUAUGAGUCAAUCCUCGAGUCGUUUGUGUCCACACUAUUGCCCCCAAAGAAGGCAUUCAAAUGCUAUUACAAUGAAUGUGACAAAUGUUUCACAACUCAAAGCCGAUUGAAUGAACACAAACGCCGCAGACAUGCCGUACAAGACAUCACUCUUCGGGAACCGAUUGAGAGCUCAACCGAUGCCAGAGACCAGUCGACGACAGCCACAGAUGACGGCCAACAACAGCCAAAUGCCAUUCCAGUGGCCAACACUUCAAACACUUCCAGUCCCGACAGCCAAUCGCUGGACAAUAUCGAUACAAAUGGCACCGAAUUAGUGGACACAAUACCGACGGUAAACACCGGCCAAACACUGCCACCGAUACGGAGUGAUCAGCAAUUGGCCACAACUUCACUCGUGGACAGCAAUCCGUGCCUUAAUAGUAUUAAUACAAAUACUGGUCACACGUCGGCCACCGCUAACCCCCUCCAGACUAGCGGCCAAACUGUCGUUGAUUUGCCGACAACUCAUGUGUGCCGUAUCGGCGGCUGUGGUCUCGAGUUUUACAUUGAAUACACACUAAUCGCACACCAGAGGGCUGUCCACAAGACAACGGCUCAAGACAUUCACUUUGGGUACCAAAAGAGUGGUGUCAGCAGUGAUACACCCAUAGAGACCACGACUGUCCUACCGGUGCAGACAAUCACUGCCACCACUCAUCCAAACAACAGUGAUAUGGACUCUGAUCUCGAAGCGAUACCGGCCGGCCCGACCCCUACCGUCCAAUCGGUCUACACGUGUAAGAAAUGCGACAAAACAUUUGAUACCAAACCGGACCUCAAGACUCAUCGGAGAACCGUUCACUCAAAGACCACGACUGCGACCGCAUUGGCUCACAAACCGCACGCCUGUCUAUCCCACGGCUGCGGCCAAUCGUUCGCUACUAUAGCGGAGCUGAAGAGACACCGACUGGCCGUACAUUCGGCCAAAGGUCGACAGUAUCGGUGCGACGGCUGCGACAAAAAGUAUUACACCAGACAUAUGCUCGAUAAGCAUCGCCUGAAGCACUCGGUGUCAGCUCAGGUCACUCUACGGCCGACCAUUGAAUGUGAAGUCAACUCAAACAACAGUGAUUCUGACUCUGAUCUCGAAGUUAUAGAUGUGUUGCCGGCGCCCAAACACACCGCCCAUACAGUGCCGGUGCGGCCAAUCACUGGCCGUACAUCCAAACGCUUACUAAUUGAUAUCACAAAUACAAGUAAAUAUUUUGGUUAUGAAACCAGUGGUCACACCAAUAGUUACUUAUGCGAUGUCGAGGGUUGCGGCGGUGUAUUUGUCUGGAAAUAUGAACUCGAUCUGCAUCAUGCGAUUGCUCACAAAGUGGCUGUCCGUCGGGCGCAUCCGUGCGGUCAAUGCGAGCAAUCGUUUGAUAGCGUAGACCAAUGGGCGGACCAUAAGCUCGACCGGCAUCGGGUGCCCGUCCACUCGCACCCGACCUAUGCGUGCGAUCAGUGCGACCACAAGCCGUUUAAGAGGAGGCGCCGACUGAUUGGCCAUCAAUACGCUGUCCACUCGCAGCCGAUGCCCAACCCGUUUACGUGUAGUCAAUGCGACCGACAGUUUGUCACCCAUAAGAAGCGGAUCAGGCAUCAGAUGUCUGUCCACUCGUUAUCGGCAACUAUUUCUCCGUAUUUUGCGGUUUAA